GGCAACUAGGGCAGCAUUUACACCCUUGUCCCAAUCCCUGCUCUCCAUCCACAGGCCUGGAGCGCACACUCCUGAGAAGCAGCAGAGGUGGGAGGCUCCCAGUCACUGAGACCCCAGUUCCUCACAGAAGGCUCAUGGAGCCCGGAGCACACGGGGCCCUUUUCGAGAGGGCUAGCAGGUUCCUUCCAGACUUGUAGGGCGCCGCCCCAGGAUAGCCACGAUGGCGCAGGGUUUUGCAGUGGGCUUCGACCCACUGGGCCUCAGAGACCUCAGCUCGGGCUCUCUGAGCUCCCUUUCCUCCCGCAGCCACCUGGGCAGCGACUCCGGCUCGGCAACGCGAUACCUGCUGAAGAAGCAGCAGCGGCUGCUGAACGGGCCCCCCCGCGGAAUCCGAGCCUCAUCGCCCAUGGGCCGCGUUAUCCUCAUCAACUCCCCCAUCGAAGCCAACAGUGACGAGAGUGACAUCAUCCAUGCUGUCCGGGUGGAGAAGAGUCCAGCAGGCAGACUGGGUUUCAGUGUGCGGGGCGGCUCUGAGCAUGGCCUGGGCAUCUUCGUCAGCAAGGUGGAGGAGGGGAGCAGUGCAGAGCGGGCUGGCCUGUGCGUGGGCGACAAGAUCACGGAGGUGAAUGGGCUGAGCCUGGAGAGCACCACUAUGGGCAGCGCCGUGAAAGUGCUGACGGGCAGCAGCCGCCUGCACAUGAUGGUGAGACGCAUGGGCCGAGUGCCGGGCAUCAAAUUCUCCAAGGAGAAGACCACAUGGGUGGAUGUGGUGAAUCGGCGGCUGGUGGUGGAGAAGUGCAGCUCGACGCCAUCUGACAGUGGCUCGGAGGACAGUGUGCGGCGUAUUGUCCAUCUGUACACCACGUCGGACGACUUCUGUCUGGGCUUCAACAUCCGCGGGGGCAAGGAGUUUGGCCUGGGCAUCUACGUGUCCAAAGUGGAUCAUGGUGGGCUGGCCGAGGAGAACGGCAUCAAGGUGGGGGACCAGGUCCUGGCGGCCAACGGUGUCAGGUUCGACGACAUCAGCCACAGCCAGGCCGUGGAGGUGCUGAAGGGCCAAACGCACAUCAUGUUGACUAUCAAGGAGACUGGCCGGUACCCCGCCUACAAAGAGAUGGUUUCCGAGUACUGUUGGCUGGACCGAUUGAGCAACGGGGUGCUGCAGCAGCUGUCCCCAGCCUCUGAGAGCAGCUCCAGCGUCUCCUCCUAUGCCUCCAGCGCCCCCUGCAGCUCGGCUGAGGGCUCGGGCUCCCUGCCCUCUGACUGCAUGGAUGUCUGCCUGGGGCCUGAUGAGCCGGGCAGUGGGGGCCCAGGCUGGGGGCGGGCGGACACAGCCAUGCAGACGGAGCCUGACGUGGGGGGCCGCGUGGAGACCUGGUGCAGUGUGAGGCCCACCGUCAUCCUCAGGGACACAGCCAUCCGCUCGGAUGGCCCCCGGCCUGCCCGCCGCCUGGACCCAGCGCUCUCGGAGUCCCCUAAGACGGCUCUGCUGUUGGCCCUGAGCCGACCCCGGCCCCCCAUCACGAGGUCGCAGAGCCACCUGACCUUGUGGGAGGAGAAGAAGCAGCGGAAGAAGAAGUUGGGGUCCUCUGGGGAAAAGGGAGCACUGCAGCGCUCCAAGACGCUGAUGAACCUCUUCUUCAAGGGAGGGCGGCAGGGGCGGCUGGCAGGGGACGGGCACAGAGAGGCCUGGACGCUGGACGGAGGGAGCCCGGCCAAGCCCCGCCCUCGCCUAGACCUGGAGAAAGCAGGGGCAGUGGGGCCUGUGCAGAAGUUUGUCACCUGGAGACUGAGACGCGAGCGGGAGAGGGGCCGGGCCCUGCUUUCUGCCAGGUCCAGGAGCCCCUCCAGCCAGCUGCCCAGCGUGGACGAGCAGGUGCAAGCCUGGGAGAGCCGGCGGCCCCUUAUUCAGGACCUCGCCCGGCAGCUGCUGACAGACGAUGAGGUGCUGGCAGUCACCCGCCACUGCUCCCGGUACGUGCACGAGGGCGGUGUGGAGGGCCUCGUGAGGCCCCUGCUGGCCAUUCUGGACAGGCCGGCCAAGCUGCUGCUCCUCAGGGACAUCAGGAGCGUGGUGGCCCCCACUGACCUCGGCCGCUUUGACAGCAUGGUGAUGCCUGUGGAGCUGGAGGCUUUCGAGGCUCUUCAGAGCCGGGCAGCGCGGCCUCCUGCCUUGCGACCCGCCCGGCAGGACACACCGCCCAAGCGUCACCUCAUCACGCCUGUGCCUGACAGUCGUGGAGGUUUCUACCUGCUGCCUGCGAACGGCUUCUCAGAGGAGGAAGAUGAUGGGGAACUGAGGGAGCAGCUGGGGGGCCUCCAGAUCUCCCUGGGUGUCUCUGCUCCCCACCACCCUCAUAAGGAGAUCCCCCCUCUCCAAGACGUGCCGGUAGAUGCCUUCGCCCCACACCCAAGCACCUGCACUCCCCCUCCCCAGCCACCCCCGGUCACUCCCCGGCCCCCACGGCCUAACUGGCUGCUGACAGAACCCCUGACCCCAGAGGACCCUCGGCAGAGCCAGAGCCAGGGCCCUGCCCAGAGCCGUAGCCGCAGCCGGGGCCGAGGCAAGUCCCCGGGACGCAGGCGCUCCCCGUCCCCAGCACCUAUCCCCACCCCAAGCGCGGCCAGCGGGCGCUACCACAAGCCUCGGAAGGCCAGGCCCCCUCUGCCACGACCCGUGGAUGAGCAGGCAGCCAAGGCGGGGGGCCAUGGAGGCCCCUCUGAGAACGGAACAGGCGGGACAGCCAAGGAGGCAGCUGAGAAGGCCCCUGGCGGGGAGCUGAGGACAGUCACGCUGUCCAAGAUGAAGCAAUCCUUGGGCAUCAGCAUUUCUGGGGGCAUUGAGUCCAAGGUGCAGCCCAUGGUGAAGAUAGAAAAGAUCUUCCCUGGGGGGGCUGCCUUCCUCAGUGGGGCCCUGCAGGCUGGCUUCGAGCUUGUAGCAGUGGAUGGAGAGAGCCUGGAGCAGGUGACCCACCAGCGAGCAGUAGACACCAUCCGCCGAGCUUAUCGAAACAAGGCUCGGGAGCCCAUGGAGCUUGUGGUCAGGGUCCCCAGGACCAGCCCACUACCCUUACCCCCUGACUUGUCAGCCGUCACCGAUCAGCGCCUUCCUGCUGACCAUUCCCCUGCCCGCUGACCCCUUGAUGGUACUCAUCUCAUUCCCUUCCACUAUCUCCAAGAACCUCCCAUUAAUGCUCUGUCCACCAAUACCCAGAUUCCUCCCACCGAUGCCAGGCUCCUCCAUCGGACCACCAGCCCAGUCCCUUCUCUAGCCCUCCAGACUCCUGAUACUAACCCCAGACUCUCCCCACCUAUGCUAUGACUCUUCCCACUGACUUCAGAUACUCCCUUUGACUCCCAGGGCCCUCUUGCUAGCUCCCAGACCUUGCCUACUAACCUCCUUGGGACUCAGGAACCUCCCACUCUUGCUUAACUUGCCUCCUCCCCAAGCUCCCCACUUUCUUCCCUCUCCAGCUAUCACGAAGGUUCUGCCCUUUCCAGAUAAACUUGGUGUCAAGGACAAGGUGCUCCUGGGUAGCCUGUGUCACCCGCUCACUGCCCCUAACCUCCCAGGACAGGGAGAGGUUGGUAGAAAGCUAAGGUCUGGAGCUUGGGACUGGUGGGCACUUUCUCAUGAUGACCCCUUUAGUGCCCCUGAGCACUGAGGGACAUGGGUUCUUAGGGCCCUGAAGAGUCAUUGCAUCCAUCCCCCAGCCCCAGUGUUCUGUGCGAGGGACAGGAUGGAAGGCUUUUCUAGUUUCUCAAACCCUGAGAGACCAUUUCAUGUCAUGGUUCACUUAGGACUUCACACUUUCUACUGGAUUUGUCCUUCCCCCAUCACCUUCCUCUCCCCAAGACCUCUAUGAGGGGGUAGGGGAAUAGCCAGCCAAUUGGGGGGGCUGGGAGUGGGGGUCAAAGAAGUUCCCAUAAUCUCUACCUAGCACACUCGACUUUUUUUAAAAACAAAAAAAUUUUUUAAUUUUUUUCUUUGGGUUUGUACAAGAAAUUUACAGUGUGGAAAAAUAUACAAGUGAAAACGAGGCCAUAAACCCGGGUGUGGGGAGGGGCCACUUGGUCACAAACACAAAUAAACAAGACAAUUCUGAGUUCUUCCUUUGGU
Molecule: messenger RNA, 4120 nt
Organism: Ailuropoda melanoleuca (giant panda)
Lineage: Eukaryota; Metazoa; Chordata; Mammalia; Carnivora; Ursidae
Gene: PDZD7
Product: PDZ domain containing 7
Exons: 16
Biological process (GO): auditory receptor cell stereocilium organization; sensory perception of sound
Cellular component (GO): stereocilium tip; stereocilia ankle link complex; plasma membrane
Molecular function (GO): protein binding
Source: RefSeq, a predicted model, not a curated record